Molecule: messenger RNA, 1098 nt
Organism: Puccinia triticina
Lineage: Eukaryota; Fungi; Basidiomycota; Pucciniomycetes; Pucciniales; Pucciniaceae
Exons: 1
Coding region: 1-1098 (365 amino acids)
Source: RefSeq, a predicted model, not a curated record
AUGCCUGCUCCACACCCACAACCAAGAUCCUGGUCGACGACCAUGAUAACCAUUGGAAUCCUUUCCGCAAUCAUCAUCUUCACCUUCGUUGCAUUCUUCGUCUAUCUGCGACGUAGAAAGCCAAACAAACCAUCAAAUAACAUCUCGGAUCCCGAAGCAAGGCGGUUGAGCCAGGUGACGGGAGAAAGUGAACGUUCAAACUCUCAAGCUGAAACAAACACUAAUAGGACUCAAAUCGGAUUCAAGAUCGUAGGAAGACUGCCGCGCCUGGAGACUAUCAAUACCCCCGUCAGAUCGGUACAUCCUUCAGUCCAUAACGCCAGUCCGGCCCGAUCCAAUUUCGAACCUCCGUUACCAACCAUGGGUAGGCGCAGGUCGGAUCCCGAAGAGAGGAUCAACACCCAAGUGGCAAUAGAAGGUCGAAGAUCCCAUUUCUUCGAGAGAGAUCGACAGCGGAGGAAACACUUCGUAGGACAAUCUUUAGAUUCCAGAAUCAAUCAAAACCCAUCUCUGGAGCCGCCGACAAUUAUCGAGCUACCCCGAGCCUCGCUGGAAAGCAAUGAGCCGACGGAUAAGAACAGUCAUAGCCUCUACUCCCCUUUCAACGAACAGGGAGGCUCGAUGAGAUCACUUUUAGAAAUGUCUCCCAGCAAAUAUGACAUAUUUCCGCCUUCGGCCGAUUCACCAACGGGUUUCAACCUUCCCACGCCGAAUAACCCUAGUCAACCCCAACCCAUCGACAGAUCACCCGAUUUCCGAAUUACACCUGCUUCUAUAGUUGAGACCACCGAGAAAACACCACCGGCUAGAAUUCUAAGAAAAAAACUUCUGAACUUAAUAUCCACUCAGCCAAGACCCGGUCUGGGGAAUGAAUCGGAGGAUAAGUACUACUGGGAAAUGAUGCAAGUGGAAACCAAUGAAACCUGGUGGCAGCUUCCGUUCCCUCCUCAACUGUCGCCAAUUAAGCCAGAAUUUGAACUUUCCGACCUCGACUUCCAACCUCAGCCGGAGUCGCCGGGGCCUUUAAGCCAUACUGGAAACGGAAUAUACAAUUCUCAUCCGCAAGGCAUCGAAUUGGCUUCCCUGGGAACCACAUGA